This is a messenger RNA of Chanos chanos (milkfish), 549 nucleotides long. RefSeq names its product troponin I, slow skeletal muscle-like. Lineage: Eukaryota; Metazoa; Chordata; Actinopteri; Gonorynchiformes; Chanidae. The record is from RefSeq and is a predicted model, not a curated record. The transcript is spliced from 6 exons. Gene Ontology annotation, cellular component: troponin complex. Gene Ontology annotation, biological process: cardiac muscle contraction; skeletal muscle contraction. Bases 1 to 549 code for a protein of 182 amino acids.
AUGCCUGAAAAGUGGUUGCAGAAAAAAUCAAAGAUUUCCUCAGGUCGGCGCCUGGGACUGAAGAUGAGAAUGCUGUAUACUGCCCAAGAGAUGUUGAUUGUUGAGAAAGAAGAGAAACAGAAAGAGAGAGAUCUCACGUUAAGUGAGAGAGUCCCACCCCUCCAGCUGUCUGGUCUGUCAGUGCAGGAGCUCCAGGAUUUGUGUCGGGACCUCCAUCACAAAAUCGAUGUGGUUGAUGAGGAGCGGUAUGACAUAGGAGUCAAAGUGGCAAAAAAUGACAAAGAGAUACAGGAGAUGAGUCAGAAGAUCUUUGAGUUGAAGAGUAAGCUGAAGAGACCAAACCUGAGGAGAGUGAAGCUGUCUGCUGAGGCCAUGCUGAGCGUACUCCUGGGAUCCAAACACACAACAUCCAUCGACUUCAAAGCCAACCUCAAGAGCGUUAAGAAAGAGGAAGAGAAGAAGGAGGAGGUGACAGACUGGCGUAAGAACGUGGAGGCUAUGUCUGGUAUGGAGGGCAGGAAGAAGCUGUUUGAUGCUGCUGGUCAGUAA